GUCUCACCAUCCCCAGAACAAGCCCUUUGUGUGCUUCUACUCCAUCGAUGUCAACUAUUUUGUGUCCUUAAACUGGAUGGAACUGUAUGGAAAACAAAUGCAGGUAGUCCUUUGGAUACAGAAAAGAGAUACAGAAAUGAAAGGAACAGUUGAGAAGAAGAAGUUUCACAUCAUGGCUCAAGUGCCACCCAUCCAAGCAAUGGUCCACACAGGUUCCUACCACAUGUUAAUUGCUUACUGUGGUGACAUGCGCCUGCGGCUCUUUGGAGAUCAUCAUCGAGCAUUCACACCUCUGGAUAUAGUGCCUUGUCAUUUCUCCAUCAGCUGCCUCUGCUACGACCCAGAAACUGAGAUGCUGCUGUCUGGCACCGUGGGGGCUGUGAUUACCUGGUUUAUCUUACCAAAUGGCAGGGGCCUCCAGAAAGCUCAAACAGUGCCCAUGCCAAGUCAUGAGUUUGUACAAGGUUUUUCCCUGAAUGGUCCCCAGGGCUCCCUACUGGCUCUGUGUGAGCAUGUGGUAAGGCUUUUUACCCACCAGGGUCAGGGUCAACUAAAAGAAGUAAAGAAGUUCACUCUUGUAACCAGUGGCUCCCCCAUCACUUGUUCCUUUGCUUGUGUGUCUCAGGGCACUUUGUAUGCUGGAAACAGGGCUGGAGAGAUCCAUGCGUGGGGUUUAGACCAGGGUAACUUUCUCCACAGCUUCCAGGCCCAUCCCUCAACAGUGAUAUGUGUCCACAAUCGGCCAGAGACUCAUACCUUACUAACAGCAGGCAGUGAAGGCAUACUGAGAGAGUGGAAUCUUGCUUCUGGAAACUUGCUGAGGCAGCUGAAUAUUGAUGAGAAACUGCAACAACUGCAGUUUGUUGAUAAUGUGACUUUUUUCUGCAAGAGUAAUUCUGCUUUCUCAUUGUACUGCCUGCCAUACUUUUACAGCCUCUUCAAUGUCUGUGGUUCUGCUCCCCAGCAGAUGCAACGAAUCUGCUGUGGCCAUAAUCAGACUCGGAUCCUAUGUGCCACUGAGGAUGGUUUAUUGCGCUUCUUGUCUCCAGUAACAGGGGACCUUCUGGUUAUUACCUGGCCUCUACUUGUCAUGGAUAAGUCUGUGACUUGGGCCUAUGACUCAGUCAGAGAGGAGCUCUUUGUGGCAAUAGGUGACUCAAAGGUGCUGGUGUUUGAUACAACCCGCUGUCCUUGUACAGCCAAGUAUCUUGUGUGUACUUCAGAAAACACUGGGGAUAAAGUAACAUGCCUGGCCUAUGGGUGGCCUCAUUUGGACAAGAGGCUAGAAGGACUGAUGUUCUGUGGACACAACAGUGGCAUUGUGAGAACCCUCUCCCAUUAUAGUUGGGCCCGAACAGAGAAGACCAUUCACUCUGGAGCAGUGUUAGCAUUGUCUACUCUGGAAGGUUCCCAAGGAAACUCCUUACUCUGUUCCUAUGGCACAGAUAACAUUCUAUAUCUGUCAGAGGCUGUGUUUCAUGUGAGCAAGGUAAUCCUGAAGCCCAUCAACAAAAUUCUCUGUGGUCCCCUACUGCAUGUGAUACUCUUGCCAGGUUCUGUGAGUGCCAUCACUAAGAACUGCCGUUGGUGUCUUUGGCGCUAUGGAGACUUUCUGACAUCAUCAGAAACAAAACAAAACUUGAUAUUUGGAGAGAGAAAAUGCCUGCAUGAGUGUGCUAUCACUUCAUUUGAUGUCUGCCUUUCCCUGAAACUUUUUGUCACAGGGGCCAUUGAUGGCUCAGUCCGGCUCUGGGACUUCCGAGGUAGACUUGUAACUGAGCUGGAUUCAGCAUUGCAUUUUGGUCCAGUCUGCUUUGCCAAUAAUCGGGGUGACCUGCUUUUGACUUUCAAUCAGAGCAUCUACAUAGUCUCCUGCUUAAAACUGCUCUCUCCACCUCGGCUGACUUACCUAGUUAGCCUAAACAAUGUAGAUGAAAUACAAGAAGUCCCCAAGUCUUUCCUUCCCAGCUUCUUCUUUUUAUUUAAAAUGGUAUUUGUACCUAAAUUUGUCUACCUGGAACAAAGGGUGCAGGAAUUACAGGGGCUAGAGGCCCUUAUCAACAAACGGGUCAUUGCCUUUGAUAAUUCUGUGCCCCAUGUUGUAGAGGAAGAGACACAUAUGUCCCUUAUUAUUCAAAAUGAACCCAAAGUACAGUUUUUGGAGGAUGAGGAUAUUGAUUUGUCUACUCCUGACCCCAAAUAUAAUCAACCCCAACGUGGGCUUCCUGCUCAAUUACAGCUGGCUGGCUGGGAUGGAUUAAACAUCUACCAUAUGUUACGGUGUUUCUUUGGUCAAGGGCAGCAGUGGCUCCUUGCUCCUGAUUGCUAUAUACCAAACUCAGUGAUCCGUGCCCGCCUUUGGCCUACGCCAAAGGCGUAGUCUGUCUUCCUACGCCAUGAUCUAUACUCACCUUACCUAGAUAAGGACAGGGACAUGACUGAACUCUUAAGCCCCCAGACACCAUCACCUGUGACUCUAGAAGAAAGGAGAGUUUCAAUGAGUAAGCAGAAGGAUAAAUCCAAGGAGCAGAAAAGAAUUUCCUUGACUUUCCUUGAAAGCAUGACAAACCAAAACUUGAUGAGAAGAAAAUGAAGUGAAGGAUUCAUAGAAAAUUUAAUAGAGACCAUUCUCAACCUCACAGUUUACUGUCCUGAAGAGAAAUACAAGAAAUAUUUUGAUAUCCUGGUACAAAUUUUUGCCACUUACCAUAUACCUUCAAGCUUGCUCACUGAUAUAGCCUAUCGCCUGCUGAAAGAUACAACUCAUUACAAUCCACAUAUCCGUGAGCUAGCCUGGGAGAUGCUAGCUAGGCUGGGCUUCAUAAGCCAUCUUUUUGCUAUUCCAUUGGCUGUGGGCUUGAUGGACAGUGAUAAGGUCGUGCGGACUAAGGUCUUAUACCUUAUGACAAGAUUCACAGGCAUCCAAACCAAGACCAUGCUGAUACACCUGCUAAAAAAACAAGAAAUUCUUCAAGAAUUGCAACUUGAAAUUAUUGGGGAAGCCUCUCUGGGCCAGAUGCUGGGAAUUCAAGCUAGUGAUAUCCAGUGCUUGCUUACUCUGGUGGAAUGGUGGCUAAAUGAAAACCUGACCUUGUCACAUAAAGAGAAACCAUUUACUUUUUCUUUUGAUAUACCAGAGGAUGAUGAACUUGAAGGGUACUUGAGUGAAGAGAAGGAAGAGAGUCUGAGUGAGGAGAGUGAGGGGGAGAGUCUGACUGAGGGGGAGAGUCUGAGCGAGGAGGAGAGUGAGGGGGAGAGUCUGAGCGAGGAGGAGAGUGAGGGGGAGAGUCUGAGCGAGGAGGAGAGUGAGGGGGAAGAGUCUGAGCGAGGAGGAGACCACAAAAGCCCAGUUAACUCAGAAGCAAGUAUCUCAGAUGAAGACUGGAUUAACAACGCCUUAAUAAGGCUGGAAGCAGGAGAACAACUUUCUAGGGACAGUUUCCAUCAACUGAGGCAACUCCUCAGAGAUUUUGCUUGGGAGGAACACUUGAAAUAGAUACAUCUGUUCAAUCUUAAGGCCAUUGUUAAACACCUCAGGCAGAACCUAGGCUUAAGUCACAUUGAUAGAUCACAACAGCAUAGUGAUGGUUUGAGUCCAAUGCACUUACAAGUGAUCCCUCCAAUUAGAAGGGAAAAGAGAAAGAGCUGGCCAGAGCCAUGUUCUAUCCCUGAACCAAAAGCACUGACCAUCUCUGUACCAGCACUACCAUCAACCACCAAGAGAAUUCAAGUCCCAAAAGCUAUAAACUGGCAUCUUCUAGGAGAGCCUUACAGAAGUCAACGAAUACAGCAGUUAUCAGAUGCUCUCAAAGAGAUGGAGACAAGACACUUUUAUCCUGCCAAAAGAGACAUUUUCAGAGGUGCUCAUACUUCUAUGGACAAACAAACCCUGGCACUAAUGUUUCAAAAGGACUUACGGGAUUUUAAGGGUAAGGGCAGGUUUCCCAAAUUACCCAAGUUGGAGAAGGAGACACGGCCCAUCUCUAAAAAAAGGGAGGAGGUACCUCCAUGGGAGACAUUUGUGGCCUUGUACUGUGUUUCACGAAUGUUGCAGCAGUGAUAUGCCAGUGAUACCACCGCAUGGAUGGAACAGUUCCAACAGCUCAUGGACCUAUACCAGCUUAAGUCCCCCCGAAUCCAGAGGCUGCUACAAGAGCUGCUUCUGAGAGAGGAACCUCAACCCCAAGAGAUCAUCUACAAAGAGGCCCUGAAGGCCAUGGAUCUAGUGCCUGGGGAGCGAUUGUUCUGCCACCUGUUCUGUGAUAGUUCCCAUGCUCCUGCAGGUUCCAAGUUCCAGAAUGUGGUAUCCCUCUCUGGACAGAAUAGGGUGCAUACUCUCCAUGGGUAUGCAUUCACCCAGUAUGGGUUCCUAGAACUUGCCUGGAAAAGUCUGCCACAAGUCAAUCCUUCUUCUUUGGAGAAGAUGCCUAGAAUCUCUACGCCCACUCUCUGA
Messenger RNA from Sciurus carolinensis (gray squirrel), 4453 nucleotides. RefSeq names its product WD repeat-containing protein 87-like. NCBI's taxonomy places the organism in Eukaryota, Metazoa, Chordata, Mammalia, Rodentia, Sciuridae. The record is from RefSeq and is a predicted model, not a curated record. Gene Ontology annotation, molecular function: protein binding.